This is a messenger RNA of Trypanosoma theileri, 966 nucleotides long. RefSeq lists its product as uncharacterized. The record is from RefSeq and is a predicted model, not a curated record. The coding region runs from base 1 to 966 and encodes 321 amino acids. NCBI's taxonomy places the organism in Eukaryota, Euglenozoa, Kinetoplastea, Trypanosomatida, Trypanosomatidae. The transcript has a single exon.
AUGAUGUCAGUACGCCACGUCCUUUGUGUUCUCACUAUUGCACUGUGUUGUCUCUGCAGUUAUUUGGUAGCUGCUCAAGCUGAAGCUCUUGAGGCUGAGGCUAGGGAAGUUGGUCCUGAGGGUCCACCAGGUCCUGGUGAUGGACUUUCUGAAGUUUCUCAUUGUUCAUCUGGUUCAUCCCCUGUGGAAGGUGAUUCUCAGUGUGCAGAAAGGGGUGGGGGAUCACGUAAUGGUGAUCGUGCUAAACCUCCUGGUCCAAAGGAAAAGAAACCUGGACAAGUAACUGAAAAUACAAUGGAUGUCCUUCGAGAAGAGGGAAGUGUUAGUAGCGGUACAAAAAUGGAAAAUGAUAACACAACCUUGGAAGUGAAAGAUGCCCAAGAAAAGAGUUCAGAAGAUGAACGUAAUCCACGUGCUGGUGCCGUAUCACUUGCAUCUGGAGUGCCUAGAAGUUCUGAUCUUGAUAACAGAAGUGAAGGAGACAAAGCGUUAGGCCCUAAGGAACAGGAAGGUCAAGGCUCUCCAGUUGCUGUACAAGGCGCACAGGGUUCUCCCGGUGCUGCUGCUCCCUCUCCUGGUCCUACUUCUGAAUCUCCUGAUAUUAAGGGAAGUGGUGCUGUGUCUGCAAGUGAAAGGCAAGAUGGGGACAAUGUACGAAAUGGAAAUGGGGCAGCAGAACAACCUUCUACUGGUUUAAACUCAGAGGGCGGCGGUGGAAAUUCUAGUGCCGCAACGAAUGAGAACGACCCCUCAUCUGCAGGAACUGCAAAUUCUGGGGAUGAUACUACAACAAAUAAUGAGGAAUCAACCACCACCACCACCACAACAACAACAACACUUCCUCCUGAGGCUGCAAACAAGAAGAAGGGUGAUGCAGACAGCUGCAGUAGUAUCAGCAGUUCUGUGUGGGUGCGUGUACCACCGUUGCUGAUUGUGGUUACAUUGGCCUGUAUUCUUGUGUGCUGA